Messenger RNA from Phasianus colchicus (ring-necked pheasant), 9221 nucleotides. Its product is annotated as tapasin-related protein-like. The record is from RefSeq and is a predicted model, not a curated record. Lineage: Eukaryota; Metazoa; Chordata; Aves; Galliformes; Phasianidae.
AAAAAUUCUUUUAGGCUAGAGCUACACCAAAAGGCGUAAAGCAAGCCUAUGAAGUGCUGCUGUUGUUUUUCCAGGCCAUCCAUGCUGUCAGUGUGCAGACACAGAUCUCAGGUGGAGCAGGAGCUGCUGCAGUGCUGGGACCCCGCCGUGCCAACAGCAGGGAGACCCCCACCAUGGCACACUGCUACUGCUAUGGCACUGCUCAGGGCAGCUGCAGCACCUUCACUGACCUCAGUGACAUUCACUAUGAGCACUGAGUUGUCCCAUUAUUUUUCCAGGGUGAAGAGCUACGAGGAAUUAAUAUCCUUUCCCUCAGAGCUCGCUUUUCUACUAUCAAAGCAAAAGGCAGAUAAAUUACGGGCCAGGAGGAAAAAAAAAAAAAAAAAGAGUAAGAUGAUAUAAUGAAGGGUUUGUAUUCUGCAUUGAGUUAACCCAGUGGUUGGUUAUUCCCCUGCCAUCUCCUGCCCCAGGCACUGAGCUAUUUCUGGCUCAGUCGUCCUGCUGAACAGACAAGAUGUUUCUAACCUUUCUAGGCAAUAGCCUUUAAUAUGUGCAAUUCCUGCUGAGGUCGACAUAACUUCCAGGCAGGACAAGCUUGCAUAUUUUAGGAGAUCUGGCUUUUAAUGUCACUAAUCUGCAAGCAUAAAAAAAAAAUUACACUUCACCACUCCCUAGAGGUAAACUUCAGGAAUGGAAUGGCAUAAGCACUGCCACGGUCAGCUGCUCCAUAUUUUCCUGAUGCUAAUCUUCAAAGAAAAAUGCAGUAUCCUACCUGCUCCUUGGCUGCAACCCUUCACUGGUUGGCAUCUGCACUACAGUCUGGCUGUGAGCACAGUGCUGCAUCCUAUGGCAUGGGGUGUUUGGGACAGCAUUUUCUGACCAUUGGCUUAGAGGCCAUCUUAGAACCUUGUCUCCACUUUCCAAUCAAAGCCCUGAAAAGCAGAUGUGAAGCUGCUGGGGAGGGUGGGAAGGGAACAAAGGCCUUGGAGGAUCAGCUCCUAACACAUGCAUGGACUGCAGUUUGUAAAUGGGAUCAAUAUGGUGUAUAACUGCUGGGAAAAACGCACGCACAAAUACAACAAAAAUGUGCUGUAAAAUAUGUUGGGGCAGGAAAAUGAAUGAUCUCUCUGUCAGCUAUUUAAAAGCAAUCCAGUAAUGUGAACAAUCAGAAGUGAAGAAAAAUCAAUGCGCUUCUCACAGUGCAGAAAUUGAAAACAAGCAGGAUUUGCUCCUGCAAAAUGCAUGCAAACAAAAGCCAAUGGAUUAAUUUUUCUUGCCAGUAACAUGGUCAUUUCUUCAGAGACAGAGCCAUGCUCAGAGCAGCCCUCUCUGUAGAUACUGUAUGCUGUGUUUAUUGAUGUCAGUCAUAAUAUCCCCACUGGUAUCAGUGGUACACAAUCCAGUCUUUACACUAAUUAUCAAUUAUGAGCAAUUGUGGUUUGUUCCCAUCACGUUUAAUUUGUUUAAUAAAAAGUCGACUAGAAAGAUCUCAAGCAAAGGGAAGACAGAGCAUGGCAAACCCUACUGCUCCACUCCUCUGCCUGACGCUCUGGAAGCACAGCAGAGCCAAAACAAAAAGUAAUGCUGCCCCUAUCGGAGAGAUCAGCCCCUCAGAGGAACGACUGGUGUGUCCCACAAGGCUGCUACUGCAUUACAAACUGCAGCCAACGUCUGCCUUCAGAUAGCAGAGGGGAAAUCGCAUCAGGAGGUGCAAGGAGAACACUGCUGGACAAUGCAGAGGUGGGCGGGGGGCUGUCCAGAAGGAGCCACGGGGGGCUUCGUAAUACAAGGGAAAUCAAAGGGGAGAGGAAUCAGUGGCACAGAGCAGAAGGCAGCAGCAUGGUUGGUUGUGCUGCCCGACACUUCAUGCAGCCACACAGCUUAUCUCAGGACUCCCCAUGUGAGCACAGAAGGAGAUACAUACUGGUUUUCCUUUCCAAAGUUUAUUAUUGGACCUAAGAAACAUAGCUAGAGACAUCACAGAAAUUAAAGACUGCGGAACUGGCACUAAGACCACAGGAACUGCCAGGCCUUAAGUCAGCUCCUGAACCUUGGCCAGGCCUCUGCUUGUCACAGAGGGACACCAUUAUUCAACAAUCUUCCCCCAGUCUACUGAAUGGUCACAGCAGCCAGCCCUGCCAGCAGAGCUCAGGGAACCCGGGCAUGCAGCAGCCCAGGCUGUGUCCCUCAUCACACAGCAAGCACAACACUCCAGUGCAGAGCACAUAAGCUGGAGUUUGUGGGCAGCUGUCCUUCACAGCCACCCCAGAGAACACAUUGCUUUCAGGAAUCCAGGUUGGGUUGGCUGUUGGUUUCCUUCAGGCAACCUCAAAUGAAGUGCUGCACCACCAGACUAAGGACAGCCGUGCUUUCUGCAGAUUACAACAGCCACCCCAGUUCAUACAUCAGUAUUCAGCACAGACUCGGGCAAAGCAGUGCCAAAUGCCAAAAAUCCCAAGAUGAAGAGCACGAGUUUCAGGGUCUGUCAGUGAGCGGUUUUGAUUUCCCCUCCCCAUCCCUCUGCCUUUCCUUCAUAUCUCUACCUCUCUGUUCCCUGUCCUCGAGCAUCAAGCAGCAGAUUGAGAUUAGAGGGAAGGCUCAGCACAAACAGCUUCUCCUGCCUCCCAGUAUAAACUUAGCGCUCUCAGGAGCAGCUCCAUGCACCACGCCUGAAGGCAGCGCAUCCCAGAGCUGCAGCCCAGCACGAGAGCCAGCAGUGCCCACCUGCUCCCAGCACAGCAGUGCCACCAGCGGCUCGCUUUGCUCCUGGGGAUUGAAGGGAUUUUGAUAAUAUAGAUCAAGUCAUUAAAGUGCUUUUGCAAACACGCUGCCCCAUCUCCUGCUGCGUCAGGAGAGCAGGAAUUACUGCCUCACUUUUCUGUCUGCAGGAGCACAGAGGAGGAAUGUGCAUCAGGAGCAUGGUCACCAUGGUGACAGCAGGGACACAGCGGGAGCGUUCUUUGAAAACAUCAGUUUGGAUCACAAUUAAUGCGGGAAAUGAACAGCUGAAGAACAGCAGAAAAACCUCUUAAAUUAUUCAGCUGGAAUAAAUUGUCAGCAGUGGUUCUGAAGCACGAGGCAGCAAUGAGGUCCUCCCUGGGAACCACACCGCUGGAGGGCGGGCAGUGCACGAGCAGCCCAGCCCUGGUUCUGCCUGCAUCCCUUUGCUAAUAACACUCCGAGGGUACUGUGAGCAUUUCCAAACACUGGCACCACACCUCUCCACAAAUGCCAAUUGUAACGGCGCUCUGGAGCAGCAGAGUCAGCAAAAUUGGCAGCACUGGUCCUGGUAACGCAGUCAGACUAAAAAGAAGUAACACGAGUGGUGUAACGACUGCCUGUUCUGGGCGUGCACCAAACGCCAUGGCAGCUCAUCAGUAACUGCACAGCUCCUGUAGAGCUGCCUAGGACCUGCAAAGAUGCACUGCUACAGUAAGAGAAACCACACUUGAAUUAUUAAAGCUAAAAAUUUCUGACCUCAGUCCAGUCGCUGGUGCUGUUGUGUUACCCAGCAGUACAUGAAACCAGUUUGUCUCUUUCCCUGCAUUGACUCUGAAAUUACUCACUGAAUCAUUAUUUCUAAUUUUGUAGGGACUUUCUGCAGAAGGGCCGAUGCAUCAUACCAAGAAAACAUAAUGCUUACAAAAACCACUAUUUAUACGAGAUGCACGGCAAGAGAGACAUCAAAUUACCACUUCGGUGUUGCUCAUACAAACGCAUCGGGAGGUGCUGAUGAACCACAGUCCCUUCCGCGCGGCUCGCUCUCCCAAGCUUUGAGAGCUAUGACAAAUUACAUUAAUUCAUCUGCGGAGCUCGGACACGUUUUCAAGCUGCUCCGUGGCAGUUCCUAUCAGCCUUCCUUCCUAUUUGCCGUAAAGCCGCGCGCAUCGGCCGGGAAAAAACCUCCCCCGCAACGCGGAGCGCCGCGCACUGCGCCCAACCCGAGCGCUGCGCUUCAGCCGCGUGCCGCUGCUGCCACCUGGCGGCCGGAGCGCCAACCUGCGGGCGGAGCGGCGCCGCGUGCGCACGGAGCUGUUUGCGACCAGCGGAUUGCCGGGAAGCGGGCGGGAGGCAGCAGGAGCCGCUCCUGGUGCUCGGAGGUGCGGGUACGGGCCUGUCCCACUGCCCCGCGUCAGGCCCAAACCGCCUCCUGGCGCUCUGCAGAGAAGGCAGCGAGCGUUCCCAGCAGCCUGAUGGUUACACGAUGACGCAGAGCAGUGAGGCUCGGAUGUGACAACACUGUCCCACCACAGGCACAUAAACGGGAAUUCCGAAGUAAGCAGGGCAUCAUCAUUAACAAUUGCUAUGAAGUUGUAGCACGGGACGGUUGAAAGGCAGGUGUGUGGCAGUGCCACUGAGCUGCGCUGUAACACCGUGGGGCAGCAGGAGAUGAGCAAAUGGAAGACAAAGCAAAGCAGUAAUGAGUUCUGCAGCACAGAAAAUGAAGGACUGCUGCCUGGUGAGGAAGUUAGCCAAGCCUAUGAGCAGUCCCAUGUCUAAAGAAAACACCUUAAUUCAGUAUGUAAUUUAGUAAUACACUUCUAGCAGAUAAAUGCUGUAAUGACUAUUUUGCUCUUAUGCUCAGAUUCAUGUUUGAUUGGAUGUUCUGUAGUUCUUAAGAAAAUGAAGAGUAGCACAGCUUCCAAGUGCCAUUCAUCGUGCAAGUCUAAGACGUAGAAAAUUAGGAUCCUGAUUUGAACAUCUUAAGAUCAAAAUUACAUGGAGGAAGAGCUGUACCAGUUGUGUACACAGCGUGCUGUAAUUGCAGCUACUUCUGCAGUAAGUUCUGAUGAGUGCCUCAAACAUGCAAGGUUGAGCAGAAUGAGGUCCUCAAUUCUGCUAAAACUGAAUGAGCUUCCUGUCCAGAAAACAGUCCCGACCUGUAGGUCAUCUAAGUUAAUGACUUCCUGGGAAAAUGAUUUUCAAUAUUUGCUUUUACUCUUCACCUGAUGAGCAGACUUAGCAGCUGAGCACUCUCUAACACAUCAUUUAUAGCGGAGACUGCCUGUACCUCUAAAAGCAAACACUUUACCUCAAUGGCUGCCCUCGAAAUCUUAUGGAACCUGAAUUCAAAUGUCUGCUCCCAGAGCCUUCACACCUCGUUUGAACUGUGAGAACAGAGGAGGCAGUUCUUGCAGUGAGAUCUGUUACGAGGUGUUUUUCAUAGAACCAUACAACGGUUUGGUUGAAAGGGACCUCAGAGGGCCCCCCGGCCCCACCCCCACCAUGGAGCCCCCCCGGAUCAGGGCCCCAUCAACGGCCUGGGGCUCCUCCAGAGAUGAGGCAGCACAACUGCAGGCCCAGAGCUCCCUGAAGUUCUUUCUCUCCCAAGUGUUAAGUCCACGUUCUUUGAGUGACUGUGCAGCAGAGGAGUGAUGGCAGUGCCAUCUGCUGGGCCACAAGCACUAUGGAACAACGAAAGACAGCAAAGAAAAAAUUAAUUCAGCCCUUCUGAUGAGGGUGUGAGAGGAGUGUGAUCUCUGCCUAGAGAUGCUGCUCCCUCAGCUGCUGACCCUUACACGAAGUUGGGGAGUGCACUGCUUGCACCCGAGCUCCAGAGCUCAGCCCUGGGCCGGGCUGUGACACAGCAGAUGCCACAAAGUAACUUUACGGCUGCAAUACUCAGCUUUUAACUCCAAAGUCACCCAUCUGUCAGGUUUGUAAAUAUUUAUAUUCCCCUUUAAAGGUAUGUCUUAGCUGUUUGUUUACCUUUAAAUCUCGACAUUGCCUCACACCACAAAGUUUAACUUAACAAUCUUGGGCUGAUACUGCUCUACACACAAGGAACUGUCAAGAGUUUCACGCUGCAUAACAACUACAUUUCAUGUCUCACACAGUGAGAACUGCUCACAACCCACAGCUCUGCUGUGCUGCAGCCCGAGCCCCCCGCCAUCCAGCCCUGUGCCAUCACCCUGGCUGUCAAAUGCCCACAGCUCUCAGAGCCAGGUGUGCAGCUGUGCUGAGAGACAGCUGGGGAGGCGCACAGCUCUGCUUUGUUCUCAUUAGAUUAACGUCUGUGUAUCUUUUCCUCACCCGUAAAGUCAAAAUAAAGAUGUUCCAGUUCAUUCACGAUGUGUAUUUUGAUGGCCACAGAUUGGUUUGAGCAAAUGAUUCAUUCCUCUCCUUACAAAUUCUUAGGGAAAGCAUUCUCACUUUGCCCAGCCCCAGCUUCGUGCCCUGUAGGAAGGCAACGCUCCUCACUGCAGGGCUGGGCAAUAAAGCACAGCCUCCGGUCUGCAGGGCCAGAUGGCCACAGAGCCGCUGAGCACAGCCCCAGCUCUGGGCACCUUGCGGGGAUGGAUGCGGCCACACUUAGUGCCAGCAGGCGGCUCUCCAGUACAGACUGAACCCGGCUACAGCUGAAGGCCCCUCCUGGUUUCACUUGUUUGGUGUCGGUUACAAGGCAUAAAUAUUAUGUUGUUUGUUCUUGAUGGAUGUACAGGUUGGAGUUGGUUUUUUUUACUGCUCAAUAAAGUUAAAGUUUCGUUGUUAUUGUAGUAUUUUGUUAUUGCUGCUCCCAACAACGCAGGGAAACAAACCCGGAGGGCUCCCUUUUCCAGCAAACGCGUCCCCGAGCGCGGAGCAGUGGUUGCGUCGCCCCGGGCGCCACCCGAAUGGCGCUGCGGGUCCCGCUGGGCGCGGUGCGGUGCAGUCCGAGCCUUCGGGCCCGGUGCGCGACCGCCCCAUCCCGGCGGGGCCGGGCAGCCCCUCCCGCUGCGCAACCGGAGAAAGCGAAAGCGAAAGGGAGCGAAAGCGAAAGGACGGGCAGGGAGCGAUGGGCUGCGGAGCGUGGCUGGCGGCCGGCUGCCUCCUGAGCGCCGUAAUCACAAGGACCCCAAACAGCUUUGCUUCUGCAGAGCCAGGGCUCAGGAGGAGCCUGCAACUUCCCUGCAUAUUUGAAAUGAGAAAAACCGUUCCCGUGUCCAACGAAACAGAGACCGUGCUGCUGAACGUCAGGCUGCUGCUGCCUGUGGCUGGAGCAGAAGGUGCUCAAAGGCCUUGGACAGAAAGCCUUCCUGCAGACAGCCUGCCCUCGUUCAUUGUACAAGAGCCCUCGGUGAAUAUUCUGCAGCACACAGAUGAGGAUAUCAACAUGCUUGACUGCAGGAUCAGCCCUUACUUUACAGCCAACACUCAGAUCCUCUGGCCUGGGAGGGAGGUUCGAGCCCACGGCCUGGACACCUGGUUCACUUGCACCAUAAAGCACACAGCUGGGAAAUACACAGCUACAGCCUUCCUUGUGCAAAGCCAUGAGGACAGAGAGCACCAAACUCCAGGACAGCUUCACCAAGGCAUCGCAGAGCAGACACGCGUGUCAGCGGUGCUGGCGGUGCGCACGCGGCUGCCCCGGGUCCGUACGGCGCUGGGGAAGGACGCGCUGUUGGACUGCGCCUUCGUCGCCGACCCGCGGGUGGCCGUGGCCGUGCAGUGGGCGCUGCGGCAGAAGGGGCAGCGCGAGAGGCGCAUCGCCACCUCCGGCGGCGGCCGCGCUGAGAUGUUCCCGCAGGAGCCCCGCGGUAACGCAUCCCUGCUGCUCCGGCGCGUGGAGCUCGGUGACGAGGGGACGUACAUCUGCGCGGUGCAGGCGGCAGCCCUCGUGCUGGAGCAGGCGGUCCUGCUGCAGAUAACAGAAAAGCCCACGGUGACCAUCAACGUGAACUCCCUGUCCCUGGUGGAAGGGGAGCAGCAGAAGUUGGUCUGUGACAUCCGCAAUUACUACCCUGCGGACAUCCAUGCGCAGUGGCUCCGUGAGCCGCGGGACGCCGGGCAGCUCCCCGACACCGUGCCCAACGUCCUCACCAGCAGCCACCGGCGCAACAGCAAUGGCACCUACAGCUUCUCCAGGUUCUUCCUGCUGACAGCGACCCUGCAUGACGACGGCCACACCUACACGUGCCGCGUGGAGCACCCCAGCCUGCAGGCACCCAUCCGCAGGAGCGUCACAGUGGCAGUGAAAGAAGCGACCUCCACCACCUGGCUGCUGCUGCUACUGCUCGGCCUCACUGGGUGCCUUGUGGCCUCACUCCAUCAUCUCCACAAAGCGAGGAGCACAACUAAGCCCAAACCUUACUAGGCACAGUGCCCCAAUUGCUCAGCAAGGAGCAGCCACGGCCCCAGGAGCUUCAGGUGCUGUCAGCACUGCUGGGUGUCUCAGUGCAGGAGAGCAGGAGGCUGGGCCAGGCUGAAGGUGAUGGCAGUUGCUGAAUGCCAGAGUGGAUGAAGCAGUCUUCCCAAUUACUGGCAAAGGGGGGAGCUGCAAGAAUUAUUUUUGUAAUAAAGAUUGAUUUAGAAAAUCCAAACUUUGGUUUUGUUCUUCCUUGACCCCUCUGCCACUCACUCCCACCCCACAACAUUAUCCUGUUCUCACACUGGUACAUCCAUGGGCUCACUCUCAUCACCGUUCCACAUUUUUGCUGGAAAAAAUGCUGGUCAAAAGCAAUGCUCAUCAUUCAGCCCAAGCUGUAGGGAAAAAACACAGACACUGUUCCAAAAAAUGAAAGCAUUUUAUAGCAUCCUAGGAGGGAGAGAGCUGGGAAUGGCAGCACAUCCUCACCGUGUUCAGCUAAUGUUGUCAUUUCACAGAUGUGCACAACAUAGUACACAUAUGGACACAAAAUAUGUUAUUUAUUGUGAAUUUUGCAAAGACACAUUUAAGCAACAAAAUAUACAUUUGUGAACCUUUAGUUUUAUACAUAACAAAUACAAUCUGCUACCAUAGCAAUAAAUUAAAUGUACAUUAUUUACAACAGAAAUAGGCCACCAGGAACUACGAAGCACCGCCUCUCCACAUAAAAAAUAGACUUCUGUCAGAUACAUUUUUUCAAGAUUUGUUUUCACUCUAAAAACUCUCUUCACAUUCUAAUGAUAUAAAUUCAGUAUUUUCCUUCACAGGAUACACGCAGUGCUACAUUCCUUCAAACAACGAAGCAUGCUCUAAGGUUCCGAGCUGAGCGCAUCCCAGCCGCACGCGGCCCAGCAGUGUGGGUGCAAUGUGCCCCGCGGGGAUCGGGGCCACGCGGCACCCCGGCACCAACUGCCCCAGCAGCAGCUGAAGAAACCCGGGGUAGCGGCUUUCAUCAGGGUUACCGUGCCUGCCGGUGCCGAGGAAACAUUCCAGCCCUGCAUCUGCCGUCGCCAUAGAGCCCAAAACUCUGGAAACAAACUGAGUCUGUGCUUAGGACGGUCCCUUUUUAUCCAGGAAAAAAAAAAAAAAAAAAAAA